Molecule: messenger RNA, 998 nt
Organism: Cyprinus carpio (common carp)
Lineage: Eukaryota; Metazoa; Chordata; Actinopteri; Cypriniformes; Cyprinidae
Exons: 5
Coding region: 243-998 (251 amino acids)
Source: RefSeq, a predicted model, not a curated record
UGAAGGCAUGAACAUAAAGGCAUCUGAGCGCGUGGCUUCAAGGACAAAAAAGUUUGGGAGCCACUUACAUAAAAAGAGGUAAAAAGCACAACUUCUCUGAGAAUGUGAUAGGGCUCAGCGCCACUAGAGGGAGUGUAUUUUUUCUCCAGGUGACUAGAAACGAAAGUAAAAACAGGAGAAAAGAAGAGACGCCAUUUCAGAGUUUAAAGGCUGCAUAUUUUGUGGAUGACACUGCCUCCAAAAUGAGUUUCCAUAACAAGGGGGAUAACGAGGGCACUGCCUCUAAAAUUAGUUCUUCAUCUGCUGGAUCCAGCUGUGUGUCUAUAAAGAGUGAUCAGUCAACAGAUAAUCCUCCUAACUUAAAUGAAGGAACAGUGACCUCUUACCCCAGAUCUACGCUGUCCUCUACAUCCCACUAUCAGACACAUAAGAAUCAGGAUAACACUGAAAUAGCCCUGAAGAAGCAAACACUGGAGACUGGAAACCUGCAGAGGGUCAAGGACCAGCACAAAACCAGCAUGAAAAACAAGUACGGGAUCAUAUUUGAAGGAAUCAAACCAGAAGAGACCCUCCUGAACAGGAUCUACACACAGCUCUACAUCAUAGAGGGAGAGAGAGAAGGAGUGAAUGAAGAACAUGAGGUUUUACAGAUGGAGAAAACAGCCAGGACACAACACUCACAAGACACUCCAAUCGACUGCAAAGACAUUUUUAAAGCCUCAGCUGAAAAAGGAUGUGAGGAGAAAGAGCAGAUCAAGACUGUUUUUACUAAAGGCAUAGGUCAGGAAGAAGCGUCUCUGUGCAGAAGUCAGCUGUUCUCAACUCUGGCCCUUGAGAUCCAUUUAACUGCAGAGUUUAGCUCCAAGCCUAAAUGUAUGAUCUACCAACUGGAUCAAACUGGCAAACCUCUCAUCUCAUCCUGUCUGAGGAGACAGAAGGCCAGCAUGUUUGAAGAGCACAGCCACAUAUCCUGGCUAUCAGGAGGUUGGCGGCUAUAG